This is a messenger RNA of Chilo suppressalis (striped riceborer), 930 nucleotides long. The record is from the annotation of a GenBank genome assembly. Lineage: Eukaryota; Metazoa; Arthropoda; Insecta; Lepidoptera; Crambidae.
AUGAGUAUGAAAGUUCAGCGAUCACCAAUUAAGCCACGCUCAGUUCAGAUCCGUACUGGUUCGCUCACGGAUCUGACCGGCUGCGAAUCCGCAGCACCAGACGUCAUGAUGAUGCGUAAAAGGAAGGAACCUGAUUCCAACCACGUUCAGAAGGGAGACUUCGACGAGUUCAAGAAGGAAAUUAUGUCCUUCUUACACGACCUUCGGAAAUCCAACGAUGAACUUCUGCAUAAUGUAAGGGCAGAAAUCUCCGAGAUGAAGUCAAAGGUAACAUCCGUAACUUCAAUUAUUAACAAUUUAUCACAGCAACAUAGCAAAUUCAAGCUAGAACUAGCGGAGUUGACCAAAUCCAUGGAUUUUCACACAAAGUCAUUUGAUGAUAUACGAGAACAGUCGAAGGUUCUAUCCAGGGACGUUGCGUAUCUUAAGAAUAUGGAUCAAGACAUUGAAGCAUGCAGACUUCGUUUGUCACAGAUAGAACGAGACCUUAAUAUCCAGCAACAAAGAGAGCGCUUGCAUAACUUAGAAAUAGUGGGAUUCAUGGAGAAUAAAAAUGAGAACCUUACUGAAUGCUUUUUAUCAAUGCGCAAAGCUUUGGAUGCUCCAGUUGUUAAGGAAGAUUUAAACAUUCACCGUGUACCUUCGAAAAUUUCCGACAAAAAGUAUCCUAAAAAUAUUAUCGUAAAAAUGAGGAAUCAAUUAACGAAAGAUUUUAUCAUAUCGGCAGUCCACAGAAAGAAAGGUCUUACAUCUGAUGACCUUAGUUUAACUACCUCCGAUCCUUGGCGUAUCUAUAUCAAUGAGCAUUUAACGCCAUUUUACAAGAUGCUGCAUAAGAAGACUCGGGAAACUGCUGCUGGUGCUAACUGCAUGUCUAGGUACGCAAUGGAAAAAUCUUCGUUCGAAAAAAUGACACAACGCCUGAAUUGA